Orycteropus afer afer is the source of this 1344-nucleotide messenger RNA. It is a transcript of the gene TMPPE, whose product is annotated as transmembrane protein with metallophosphoesterase domain. The transcript has a single exon. The record is from RefSeq and is a predicted model, not a curated record. Bases 1 to 1344 code for a protein of 447 amino acids. NCBI's taxonomy places the organism in Eukaryota, Metazoa, Chordata, Mammalia, Tubulidentata, Orycteropodidae. Gene Ontology annotation, molecular function: hydrolase activity.
AUGGCGAUCUUCAGGCAGCUGUCCCUGGGUGUGAAGGCUGCCCUGGCUGCUGGAACUGUCUUCAUGUCCAUGGUCAUCUCCCGCUCCUAUCUGGCAGGGAGCCUGGAGCUUGGGGCCUGGCGUUGGCUGUUUCGCCUACAGCUUGCCCUGUUUGUCAACUCACUUAUGCUCAUUGGUUCCCUCUACAUCUGGCAUAGUGCAGUGAGCAACAUUUGCCACUCCCCAGCUGCAGAGUCUGCGUGCUUUAGGCUUUGGAAGAUGGCUGUUGUGACAUUUCUUGCCCUGGCCCACUCCAGUUUCUUCACCAUGCUCUUUUUAGUGGCUGAAGAGCCCUAUCUCUUUUCCUUGGCAGCCUACUCCUGCCUUGGGGCAUACGUCAUCAUGCUCUUCUUCCUUUGUAUCCUCAGUGGUGUGGAGCAGGCCUACCAGCUCUUGGCCUGGCACAGUGGCAGGGUCAUCAGCAGCCUUGACAAGACAAAGAAGUUGGCACUCAGGCCUGCCCUCGCAGUGGCAGUGACUGCUGUGCUCAGUGUGGUCGGGAUUCUGAAUGCUGCCCAGCCUCCAGCCGUGAAAACUGUGGAGGUACCCAUCUAUCAGCUGCCUCCCUCUAUGAACAACCUCAAGAUUGCACUCCUCUCAGACAUCCACUUGGGCCCCACAGUGGGCAAGACCAAGAUGGAGAUGUUCGUGAGGAUGGUAAAUGUGCUGGAGCCAGAUGUCACAGUGAUUGUAGGUGACCUGUCUGAUUCAGAAGCAUCAGUCCUACGGACAGCUGUUGUCCCCUUGGGCCAGCUUCAUUCACGCCUCGGCACCUACUUCGUCACUGGAAAUCAUGAGUACUAUACAUCAGAUGUCAGCAACUGGUUUGCACUGCUGGAAUCCCUGCAUGUACGGCCCCUUCACAAUGAGAACGUGAAGAUUUCUGCAACAGGGGCCCAGUAUGGCAGUACUGAAGAUGGAGACUGGAUUUGCCUAGCUGGGGUGGACGAUAUUGAAGCAGAUAUCCUGCACUACUCUGGCCACGGCAUGGAUCUCGACAAGGCCUUGGGGGGCUGCAGUCCAGACCACACCACCAUCUUGUUAGCUCACCAGCCCCUGGCUGCCAAGAGAGCUCUACAGUCUCGGCCAGAUAUUAACCUGAUCCUUUCUGGGCACACACAUGCUGGCCAAAUCUUCCCCUUGAAUGUGGCAGCUUAUCUUCUGAACCCCUUCUUUUCUGGUCUUUACCACGUGGCCCAGGGUACAUUUGUAUAUGUCAGCCCAGGCACGGCCUACUAUGGGAUACCGAUGAGGUUGGGUAGCAGGGCGGAGAUUACGGAGCUCAUCCUGCGACAGGUUCUCUGA